CCCCUUCCAAAAAUAUGAACAUUUCCUCCUCUGGAUCAAGUGAUUUUCUUCCAUCAACCACCAGAGCCAACUGUUUGCUGCCUCGUCGUCAUCAUGUUUUGGGAAGUCUCAGACAUACAAGCCAGAACAAUCAUACUUUUGUGGACAAUUCAAACAGAAAUGAAAGUAGAGCUCCUAACCUUGGUAAUGGACAUUCUGUUCAUGGUGCACUUGCCCAACAACAAAACUCCUCUGUUGACUCACCCCAACAGAGGUUGUUCCAACAACAGCAUUCACAGAGGAAAGCAGAUCUUUACAACCACCAUACACCAAACUUGCACAACACACAUACUGUAACUGUGACAGACAGACGUCCUUUGCUCUCAUAUCUACUUGUAACAGAAGACACACGGAAUAUCGACCAAAGCAUUGAAUUUACGGGCUGCCAUGGCUCUAUUAUUCAAGCGCCCCCUAACAAAAGCGUACAGACACAUAGAGCAGUUGCAGUCGUACCUCCUAUAUCAAAGCAACCUGGAGAUGGUGGCAAAGGGAAGGAAUGUGAUGACACCCUUUCUCCCAACUGUGAUGACCAUCAUCCCAUGUUAAUGAAAGAUUUGCAGUCUCUUGCUGAUGACAAGGAAAUCAAGAAGGCCAUUGUUUUGCCUUUUGACACUGACAGUGCUGCUGUGAGGAAAACAUGUGUGAAGUCUGCAGAGGUUGGCUGUCGUCCUGAAGCUGAUGUCACCGAUGAGUCUGCAGUCUGCCACAACUUGGAUUCUCUCAACAGCCUGUCCCCUGAAAACAAAGAUGCUCUCAAGGACCAGAACAUUGAAGAGUUAUGUGGACCAGAUGUUUUCUUUGGCAUGCCUAUAGUGACGUUCAGUCUGAAAAAGUUGAAGGUAUUGGAAACAGCCCUGGAGCUGAAAGAAGAGGAAGAAAGGACAAAAAAUGAAAGCAGAAUGAACAACAAACCAGAAUUUGCAGAUGCUGUACUUGAUCUUUAUUGGGGUGGCAAAUAUCUCAACUACACUGUGGCAGAACUAGAUGGUACAUUUGAAAAUAUAUUGAAAGAGGCUGCAGAGUUUGACACAGAAGAAGACAAGAUGGUGUUUAGUGCAAUGAAGGUGGGGAAUUUAAAUCAGCUGAAGCAAAAGGGCCAAAUUUUUACCAAUUGUUUUGACUGUGACAUAGCCAUGGAGAUAAAUAAGUCAUGGUGGAGAAAUGUAAAUGAUGAAUCAAUGGACAUUGACAGAGAAAUGGCAGAUGAAGAUUUUACAAGAGAAAUCUGUGGAUCAUUGCUGGAGCAUUGCAAUGAAAAGUCACCGGAGAAAAACGUGCCCAGUAGCAUCCAAACCCCAGGUACCACAUCUCCCCAUGAGGACAGUGUAUCUAAGGAAGAUCUCUGUCCAUCCUCACCACUGGCAAAAGACACAGUUUCUUUGUACAAUGAAAACUGCACAGCCAAAGUUGAGCAGACUAAACAUGUCAAACCUGAAAGUCAAGAUGAUCUUAGACAAAAAGUGACAGUCUCCACCAACAACAAUAAUGAUAGACAAAGUGUUUCAAGAAAGGAAAACAAGGAAGAUGAUGUCUCCCUUCAGGUUUCGUUGUCUUUGAGAAAUCUCAAUAGACAUUCAUAUGAAAAAUCAGCUGCUGCUGUCACAGUAUUUAACAUUCUCGAGAUGUCUGAGGAACAAACCUCACAACAGUGUUUAAGAAAAGGAUCAGACAGCACAGCUGUUCUUGCAAUGACAAAUGUGGACUCGGAUAAUAACAGCAGGGACUUAGAUUAUGAGAUGAAUGUAACUGAAGAAGGUUUGAAAUUGUCUGAAAGACUCUGUGAAGAGGUGGAAACAUCAGAAAAGGACUGUCCAGUGAGCCCAUCUGAUACGAUGCUGUCCAUCAAAUUAACUGCUUUGUCAUCUGAGAAUGAAGAUAAGAUUGAUUCUGAAAAUGUACAUCAGGACCUCAUUAGUUCUCCACAGACAGAUCCGCCAUCACCUAGCAAUGAGCAUUCAUAUGAGUCCCCGAAGAGUCCAGAUGAACCCAUGCUGUCAAUGAAAAUAACAGUGUUGUCAAUGGAGGAGUUUCAAGCAUUGUCAAAAGAAUUAUGGGUAGACUCUGAUGACAGUGUACACAAUGUUGCUCCGUCUUCUCCCAUUUGUCUUGACAGUGAAGAUGAUGAUCUGGAGGUGGACUUGGAGCACACUUUUAAGACAAUUGGAGAUUUGAGUCAAAUGAUGAAACAAGAAAAGAUUACUACAUUUGAAGAAGAGAUUCCAUCCUUUCCCUCCAUAGAGCAAGUGUUGAAACAGUGUGAAAUACAGACAAGCAGAACAGCUACAAAAGGGCUACCUAGUCCUCUUAAAGAUAGCAGGAAGGAGAAGGACACUCUGGAACAUCAACUUCCAUCCCAAAAUGCUUGCAGAAAGGACCAUGCUCUGACAACCCAUCAGGGAGCCAAGUCCCCUGGACUGGAGAUUCAUAUUCCUUACUCAUCAUCACCAAGGGGGGUUAAAGCCAGCUCUCCCAUCUCUCCAUCUGCUCCCAUAAGGACAACAAACUCUGAUGUAAUGAAGGAAUCAAGUUCACUGGAGGCUGAAAGCUCAAGUGCAAGUAAUGAACAUGAAAUCAGCAGUCCCACCAGCACUCUCCAGUCAGUACCGCUCAAAAAAUGUAGAAUGGAACCACUCGAAAAUAGUAAGAAUUCAAAGUUGACAGAUGUCCUGUGUCCAUCAGGCCAUUCGCCCCUGAAAGUGACUAAGAAAUCUAAUAACUCCCAAAAGAUUGUUUCAGACAUCACAAAGACACCAGACAAUAAAGAUAAUAGAGAUAAUGAUGUAAGCCUCACUAAUACCUCAAGGGAGAAUGUUGUGAAUCUAGCAGGUACUUCAGAAAGUCCAGAAUUGCCAAAGUCUUCAGGUGUGCACAGGAAAAGAAAACUUGUAAAGUUUAAGCUGUAUGGAUCCCAAAAAGUAGAUUCUAAGGAAGCAAAUGGAAUGAAUCAGUAUAGAUCAAAUUGUGACCGUAAUUUGCCUCCUCUACUUAAUAUUUUGUAUUCCCCCGACAAGACAUCUGCCAAGGACAAGAUCAUGAAAAGUUGGGGGGACAGUUUUGUGCCCACUUCUGUCAAAUGCAGGAGACUGUCAAGCUCAGUAGAUAAGAACAGGGAAAAGAAUGAGCCUGAAAGACCAGUAAAUCACUAUAAAUUGUCUAGAAAGGACAAGGAUGAACAUCAGCAAUCAUCUGGCAAGGAACACCGGUCAAAAAGGAAAUCAUCUGGCAAAGACAAGGAUAAGCAGAAGCAGCGAUCAUCCAGCAAGGAGCACCGGUCAGAAAGGAAAUCAUCUGGCAAAGACAAGGAUAAGCAGAAUCAGCGAUCAUCCAGCAAGGAACACUGUUCAGAUCACAGAAAGCGUCAACACAGGUCCUUCAGUCUAGGCGAAUUGAGACGGGAAGCUGAGAGGAUGGGCAACUCCAAAAAAUAUCUGCAAGAAAAGCAAGACAUGGGACUGCAUGUGAUUAAACGGUAUCAGCGGAUUCACAAGAAAGUAUGACAAAGAAUAACGACGAGUGAAAGAAAAUACUGCUAAUGAGAUUACUUGAAAUUGCAUCAGGAUGGGUGGCCAAUUGUAUUCUGAUUUGUCUCAUAUCUGGAUGUCUAGUAAAUAAUCUGUCAUGUUGGAUUACUCUCUUUCCUGGUUGUUGGUAUGUAGCCAAGCAUUUUGAUGUUUGUAAUACACUAUGCAGCAUAUUGUUGCCUCACCCCUUGUUAAACCUUCAGGUUAAGGUUGAAUUAAGGUUGUCAUUGUUUGUUUUUUAUGAAUAUUUUUAUCAUCAAAACAUGUCAUGUCAACUGUGUUUUUAUAUUUUUUUAAAUAAAGCAAUACUGCAGC
Alosa alosa (allis shad) is the source of this 3875-nucleotide messenger RNA. RefSeq lists its product as uncharacterized. Lineage: Eukaryota; Metazoa; Chordata; Actinopteri; Clupeiformes; Clupeidae. The record is from RefSeq and is a predicted model, not a curated record.